GAACUUACAGCAAGUAGAUAUACAUACAUACAAUAAUUACUUAUAUUUUCUUCAGACUUGUCAUAUCACUUUCAAUACUCUGUACAGCUCUUCUUUUUUUUAAAAAAAACCAAAUGCCCAUCAAUAAAUAAUAGUUACAUUAUCCCAGGCGGGAACUGACUGUUGGCUGGUUCCAACUUCCCAGAGAGUUGCACCAACCAACCAACUUCCACUCCUACCCCGCAGAGCCGCAUCUAGCCCGCCGCUCAUCCAUCCCAAGCUUCCCCUCAACCGCUUGUCCUUCAUUUGCUCGACAACCUACAGAUGGUAUUCUUAUAUUCGUCCUCUUAUAUCUCAAUGCUGCCCACCUAGAUCCUAUCAGCAGCGCGGACUGUCUCUCACGUCCUAUAAAGACCCUCUAUCCUAUUUAUUGGCCCUGACCACCCACCCUCUGGACCAACCCCAGCCAACCACCUCAUCAGAUACUCUACGGACCAGCUAAACCAACCAACCAUGGGCGGAAACAGCAAGGCUCCAUCCACUUCUUCCUAUCCUACUUUUGCCAAUCGUCCUGUUGGCCAGCAAAUUAGGAAUAUCUAUAGAGACCGUCUCCGUCAAUUCACUGAUGGAGGCCAGUACUCGGGACACAACCUAGUAGCGAAAUACUAUGAAGCCACAAACGACGAUGAGCAGCAUGUCAAGCUCUCCGUUUACUCGGUGCCAGACCUAGCCAGACCUAGCUUCAAGGAUGCCACCUCCAACCAAUUCAGGCCUACUAGAAGAGGAGAGUCCUUUGGCCCCAGCUGGUCAACUCAUUGGUUCAAGAUCCAACUCACGGUACCGGAGGAUAUGCGCAAAAAGGAGCGACUUGAGUUCCACUGGGAUGCAAACAAUGAGGGGAUGGUUUGGACGGAAGACGGGAAACCAUUGCAGGGCCUGACAGGUGGUGGUGAGAGAAUUGAAUGGAUUUUGCCCGACAGCUUCAGGGAUGGAAAAGAGCACAUCUUCUAUAUUGAAAUGGCCUGCAAUGGAAUGUUUGGCAAUGCCCCCGGCGGCGACUCCAUCCAACCUCCCAACCCAAACAAAUAUUAUCGACUUAAUGUGGCGAGGAUUACAGCUGUAAACUUACAAGCUAGGGCGCUCUACUAUGAUUUCUGGAUGAUUGGGGACGCCGCACGGGAAUUCCCUUCGGAUUCAUGGCACUCCCACGAGGCCCAGCAAGUUGCAAAUGCCAUAAUGGAUGCCUUUAUCGAAGGCAAUGGCAGCCAGGAAUCGAUUAUUAAGGGCCGCCAAAUUGCACAGCAAUACCUGGGCAACUUGGUGGAUUCUGACGCCGUCUAUAAAACUGAUAAACAGCCAAUUGUUUAUGGUAUUGGCCAUUGCCAUAUAGAUUCUUGUUGGUUGUGGCCCUGGGCGGAGACAAGACGUAAAGUGGCCAGGUCCUGGUCUACCCAGUGCGAUUUGAUGGAACGCUACCCCGAAUUGCGUUUUGUCUGUUCUCAGGCCCAGCAGUUCAAAUGGCUAGAGCAGGACUAUCCCUAUGCCUUUGACCGUGUCAAGUCAUGUGUGAAGAAGGGGAGCUUCAUCCCCAUUGGUGGAAGCUGGGUAGAGCAUGAUACCAACAUGCCAAGCGGAGAGUCCUUGGUCCGCCAGUUCGUCUAUGGCCAGCGAUAUUUUGAAAGCCAUUUUGGCGAACGCUGCACCACCUUUUGGCUGCCAGAUACCUUUGGAUACUCAUCCCAGAUUCCUCAACUAUGUCGGUUGGCUGGGAUGAGUCGCUUCUUCACUCAAAAACUUAGCUGGAACAACAUCAACAAUUUCCCCCAUACGACUUUCAACUGGGUUGCCUUGGAUGGCAGCCAAGUUCUUUGCCAUAUGACUCCAGCAGAGACGUACACGGCCAGUGCCCACUUUGGAGACGUCCGUCGAAGUGUCACCCAGCACAAAUCGAUGGAUCAAGAUAACACCUCUCUUCUUGUGUUUGGCAAGGGUGAUGGCGGCGGAGGACCGACUUUUGAACAUCUCGAGAAGCUGCGGAGACUCCGAGGUAUGAGUGAUAAGGGCGAACUGCUUCCCCGUGUUACAAUGGGUUCCACCGUUGAUGAUUUCUUUGCAAAACUUGAGGAAAAGGCUGCCAAUGGAACGGAGUUUGUCACUUGGUACGGAGAGCUCUACUUCGAGCUCCACCGAGGAACAUACACGACUCAGGCCAAGAAUAAAUUGUACAAUCGCAAAUCGGAGUUUGUUCUGCGUGACGUAGAGUUGCUUGCCACCCUAGCUACCCUCAAAGACCCCAACUAUAAAUACCCCAAGAAAGACAUUGACGAUAUGUGGGAGAGCGUUCUGCUCUGCCAGUUCCACGACUGUCUUCCCGGAAGCUCGAUUGAGAUGUGUUACGAUGACUCUGAUAAAGAGUAUGCAAAGGUAUUUGCAACGGGUUCAAGGUUAAGAAAAGAGGCGUUGAAGGUUCUUGGGUUCAGCUCUCAAGAAAGCAGAGCGGACCGUGGACUUGUGGCCAUCAACAGCCUUCCUUGGCCUCGUUCAGAGAUUGUACGAGUUGACGAUACGAGCACUGCCUCGGGAAAACCGCAGUAUGCACUCGCUAAAGGCGGUAUGGGGGUAAUUGCUAUUCAGCCCCUUGGGUCGGUCCGGUCACCAUCUGUUUCCCUGAAGGAGGUGAAACCAGGAGUCUUCAGGCUCUCGAACUCCAAAUUGUCCCUGGAGGUGUCUAAUGGGGUAAUUACCUCUCUCGUUGAUUUAGAGGAGAAAAGAGAGGUUAUCGCAAAGGGCGGGAAGGCUAACCAACUCGUGAUCUUCGACGACAAACCUCUUUACUGGCAAGCUUGGGAUGUUGAAGUCUAUCAUCUCGAAUCCCGGAAGGAACUAAAGUCUGAGACAACGAAAAUCGCGGAGAACAGUCCUCAUCGUGUUAGUGUUGUAACAGAAACUAAAAUUAGCGACAAGAGUUGGGUGAAAUCAACAAUUAGCCUGACCGCCACUACUGGCGAUUCGACUCCUCUCGUCGAGAUGACCAGUGAAGUCGAAUGGCAAGAAACCAUGAAGUUCCUGAAAGUCGAAUUUCCCGUUGAUAUCGUGAACACUGAAGCGUCGUAUGAAUCACAAUAUGGAAUAACCAGAAGACCAACACACUAUAACACCAGUUGGGACAUGGCCAAGUUUGAAGUGUGCUGCCACAAAUGGGCUGAUCUGUCUGAGGCGGGCUACGGUGUCUCAAUCCUCAAUGACUCCAAGUACGGAUUCGCGACAUGCGGCAACUUGAUGCGCCUGUCUCUGCUCCGUGCCCCUAAAGCUCCCGAUGCCAACGCGGACAUGGGCCGACACCAUAUACGUUACGCAAUCAUGCCGCACAAAGGACCGUUGGACGCCCGUACCGUCCGUGCAGGAUACAAUUUCAACAAUCCAUUAGUCGUUCAACCAGCAUCUGGCACAGAGGCCUCCCAGCUUUUCGAUGCCUUUUCUCUCAAGGGCUCUUCGUCUCUAAUCCUCGACACCAUCAAGCGUGGCGAGGAUGACGAAGAUGUCUCCCGCGGCGACUUCAAGCCGCGUCCCGGGCGCAGCAUUAUCCUGCGCAUCUAUGAGUCACUCGGCGGGAAGAGCCGCGGCUCCAUCACGACCAAGUUGCCUGUUAAGAAGGUGUGGAAGUGUAAUGUGCUCGAGGACGAUUUGGAGCAGUUGGCAGUGGUGCAGAAGACUGGUGCGGCGGAGGUGGAUAUUGAGUUGAGGGCGUUUGAGGUUGCGACGUAUCGGUUGCAAUUGUAAGGGAGGGCGGGCAAGCUGUGGUUGCUGGGGUGGCUAGAGCAGCGGUAAUGAUAAGUUAUGCUUAAUUGCGGUCCUGGUAGUUGUGAACCGUCCAUUUGAUAAUUAAUUGUACGACUGGCUUUCAUGAAUAGGAUGAAAUGGGACUUGGAUUGUAGCUUAUUGGGGUUUCCGGGUCCUUCUUCUUGUCUUGCUUUUUUUUAUGUUUGAUGUUUGAUGUUCCAUUUGCGGCUCCUGUCUCUUUACUUGGCACCUCUAUGCACAAAAUAGUUGCAGGCCCUUGACUUGAAGGAAAUAUACCUAAUGAAUGUGCUGCUGUCUUAUUGGAACAGAAGCGUACGCUUGCGUGGUAGAGAGACAACCCCCGAUAUAGGUGUACUUGAAAAAUCAGCUGCUGAAGCAGACACGCACAGCCGCACACGCGCAGAAGGAAACUCGAGGGGAAUAGGCAGGGCAAUUGAGUCACCUAGGUAUCUAUAUAUGGUCAUUGCGCCAUGAGGGAAUGAGACAAACGAGAGUGAAAAAUGGAGAAGAUAGAUCGGUAUCAUUUCUGUCAUAUCAAAAUGCGGCAGGCGGUGGUACCGCCGGACAACCGCGAUUCCGAACGGAACGCGAAGGAGUUGGCGGGAGAAUGCCAGGCGCGAUGAUUGUGUAGAGUUUCAUUCAAGGCAUUUUAGGAGGCAUGCCAAUAGUCCCGUGUAUUAUUACUAUCAAGCAAUAUCGAUCCUUCGUCUUUGAUGAUUUGAAAAUUCUUUCUUUCGCAAUUAAAUACCUCCCUUCGCUUAAAUAUUUUGUCCCGCCGCCCCGCUAGUCUAGUUAACCAGUUCGCCCAAAAUUGCCCAUAAAAAGAAGCCUGCAGGAAAAGGCACAUACAUAUAUGAUCCCAACGCCCCUGCUCCCGCAGCCCAGCCCGCAGCCCAGCCCGCAGCCCAGCCCGCAGCCCAGCCCGCAGCCCAGCCCGCAGCCCAGCCCACGCAAAGCCAGUCCCAGUGGCAUCCCUGAAAAUUAAACUCCCGACAAUAACGAAGCCCGGAACGAACCAACGACACGAAAUAGGAAGUAGGGAGAAUGCUCUAAAAUGUACUGCAUCAACCCCUUCACUCCCUCCCAUACGUAAUCUUCAGCCUCUUCACCGGCUGCUUAUUACCCCCCGACUCAGCAUCAUCGUCGCCAUCCCUUUCCCUUCCCCUCCCACCCGAGCCCGCAUCAGCAUUCGCAUCCGUACUUGUAUUGUUGGCGUUGGCGCUGCCGCCGCUGGCCUUUGCGUUAGUAUUCGUAUUCGCAGCCGCGGAUGCCUUCUUCUUCUUAUUCGUGCUCGCCUUCACGCUGCUGGCAGCCGACAUGUUGCUAUUGUUGUUGUUGUUGUUGUUGUUGUUGUUAUUCACAGUGCUGGUAUUGCUGUUAUCUCUGUUGAAGCCCGGCAUGGAGGCGGAGGUGGGUGUUGGGGCGUGGGAUGGGGUUGUGUUUGCGCUGGAGGGGGCGGGGGAGUCCUAGUAUGUCAUUUAUUUUUAUGCAUAUCUUGGUUAGUCUGGGGGAAAUGUAGCGAAAAAAAUCGGGAGGGGGUAAUGAAGGAGUUGUUAGUAGUAGUAGACACAACGGGAUAUCAUAACUUACCCGCAUAAAACUCGCCGAACUCCUCGAGAACACCCGGUCACUAUCUUGCACCGCUGUUUUUCUGCGCGUGGCUGGGCCGCCUGUGCCGCUACAACCAGUCAUCGAUCCAAGACUGCCCCCCAAUCCUAACCCAGAUACGCCAGAGGAGCCCUUUAUGUAAUUGUCGAAGCCUUUAAUUAUGUUUCCGGCACCGGUUUCUUCGAGGUACGAUUGCUCGAAGCGGUAUAUGGAUUCUUCUAGAGCAGCCUUAAAGUAUCAGGUAGAUGUCAGCAAGUUUCUUAUUUCCCUUGUAAAAUGUUAAUACCCGUCGUUUACCUAACGGGAAAGCGGAGUGUAAGGGGAAUCAGAGGUAGCAGGCAAAGGAGUGGUUAGUAAGUUAGGUGCCGGUUACAUACCAUAUUCUUA
Molecule: messenger RNA, 5775 nt
Organism: Blastomyces dermatitidis ER-3
Lineage: Eukaryota; Fungi; Ascomycota; Eurotiomycetes; Onygenales; Ajellomycetaceae
Product: alpha-mannosidase
Exons: 4
Coding region: 493-3759 (1088 amino acids)
Biological process (GO): mannose metabolic process; oligosaccharide catabolic process
Cellular component (GO): fungal-type vacuole membrane
Molecular function (GO): alpha-mannosidase activity; carbohydrate binding
Source: RefSeq, a predicted model, not a curated record